AUAAGGAGAGAGAGAAAAAGAGAGGGGGGAGAGAGAGAGAGAGAGAAAUUCAAUUUUUUGACUUCGGAAAACGAACGAAUCAGAAGAUCCUGGUUUCGCCAAAUCGUGGAUUGUUCUUGAGGAAGAUGAAGAUUUUUUGACUUUCUUCUCACAACUCCAGCUCUUCCUCACUGAUCAAUCGAUAUGUUGAUACAAGCUUCGUGCAGCAAAUUCGAUUAUUCGCUCUGGCGGUCUUUUUUUGAGAAAUGUGCCGCUGAUUUGGUUUGAGAAAUCCAGAAGAAUCUGCUGAGGAUUUCCAUCGAAUUGGAAGGUUCUUCGCGACGGAGUCGGCGGUGGAAUUGCGUGGUUCUGACCGUUUGGUAGGUCUGGAGUGUUUUCUAGACGUAGUCAGAGCCCUCGGAAUGGGAUCAUGCCUCUCCGGCAACCGCACCAAACGCGCGAUCCCUUAUUCUGAGCUCGCUUCCACUUCUCGUAAUGAUGGCCUUGUUACUCGGAGGAACUCGAAGAGAAAGGGUUCCUCCUCUCCCUCUAAUGACUCCGGAAGGGAGAUGUCGCUUCAUCGAGUUCCUGGCCGGAUGUUCUUGAAUGGGUCAACAGAUCAUGCUUCGCUCUUUACUAGGCAAGGCAAGAAAGGCGUUAAUCAGGACGCUAUGAUCGUCUGGGAGAAUUUUGGUUCCAAAGAAGAUACAUUGUUUUGUGGAGUCUUUGAUGGACACGGUCCCUUUGGCCAUAUGGUUUCAAAGAAAGUCAGGGAUUCUCUUCCUCUAAAACUGAGCGCUCAGUGGGAAUUGGAUGAGACCAAAAAGGAAGGGCUAUCGGAUGCGAGUAGUAUUUCUCCAGGGCAUCAAGUCUCUCCACCAAUGUUGGUUUACAAAGACUCUGGGACCUCUCAUUGUGGCCUCAGUCGUCAGGGCAGUUACAACGACGUUUAUGUCAUGUUGAAAGAGUCUUUUCUGAAGGCUUUUAAGGUGAUGGACAAGGAGCUUAAGCUACAUCCACAGAUUGAUUGCUAUACCAGUGGUACAACAGCAGUUGCUUUGGUUAAACAGGGUCGGAAUCUUAUCAUUGGAAAUGUUGGGGACUCGAGGGCUGUUUUAGGUACCAGAGAUAAAUUUGAUUCUAUCAUUGCAGUUCAGUUGACCGUGGACCUCAAGCCAAAUCUUCCAAGGGAAGCUGAAAGGAUCAGACUUUGCAAAGGAAGAGUCUUUGCUCUUCAAAAUGAGCCCGAGACUUUUCGGGUUUGGCUUCCUAACAGCAAUUCUCCUGGUCUUGCUAUGGCCAGAGCGUUCGGAGAUUUCUGUUUAAAAGACUUCGGCUUGAUUGCUGUUCCUGACGUUUCUUAUCAUCCUCUUACCGAGAAAGAUGAAUUUGUGGUACUGGCUACAGAUGGGGUCUGGAAUGCUCUCUCGAAUGAAGAGGUUGUGGCAAUUGUUGCAUCUUCUCCUAGAUCCUCUGCAGCACGCGUCCUUGUGGACUCGGCUACUCGAGCAUGGAGAUUCAAGUACCCUACUGCCAAGGUGGAUGAUUGUGCAGUAGUAUGCCUGUACCUGGAUUCUAGCAAGAGUGCUCCAGUGACAGCGAAAGGGCAGGGGCUGCUUACCAAUGAUAUGGACACUCAGUAGAGCUCUUGCCUCGCUACGGCCGCUGUUCUCUCUCCCGAAACACUUGAUUGGUUCAGGCGAGUUUUGGAAAUAAAGGAAAAUCUUUAUUCCUAUCAUGGUUAUACUUCCUCUUCAUUCUUUAAAUCAUUGAUUAACUAUAUAUAUAUGUAUGUAUGUAUAUUUUCUUGUGUUUAUAAACUGUUGGAGAUGAAUGCUUGUUGGUGGUCAGUUGGCUUCAUUGUAGUUUUUUUUUUUUUUUUUUCUCCUUUUUAUAGGAGAAAUUUUGAAGCCAUGAUUGAUUGUUUAUUUCUCUAAGGAAUGAUAUAUAGAUAAAAGUUUUUCUUUCCUCCCUA
Molecule: messenger RNA, 1954 nt
Organism: Momordica charantia (bitter melon)
Lineage: Eukaryota; Viridiplantae; Streptophyta; Magnoliopsida; Cucurbitales; Cucurbitaceae
Product: putative protein phosphatase 2C 33
Biological process (GO): protein dephosphorylation
Molecular function (GO): protein serine/threonine phosphatase activity
Source: RefSeq, a predicted model, not a curated record